AUGUACCUUUUCUGUAUUUUUACUUUCUUAAGCUUUGCAAUAAAUACCGCUCUGGGAAUAUGCCACGAAAUUCCAUCGCGACGGCAACCGCUGCAUACAGUAGUUUACUGGGGCCAAAACGGAGGCAACACAGUUGAGGAUAAUAAUCUCAGCACAUACUGUACCCCGGAGUCAGGAAUAGAUAUUAUUGUGCUUGCAUUCCUAUACCAGUACGGAAAUGGAAUGAUGAUCCCAUCUGGGACCAUUGGCCAGUCCUGUUAUAUCUCCCCGACUGGCCAAUCCUUCCAAUGUGAACAGCUAGCAUCGGCCAUUGACACAUGCAAAGCGAAUGGCGUCAAAGUGAUGUUGUCAUUGGGAGGUGCCUCUGGAGCAUACUCGCUUUCAUCACAGGAAGAGGCCGAGUCUAUUGGCCAGAACUUGCGGGAGGCCUACGGUCAUGCGAACAUAAGUAGGAUUCUCCGGCCAUUUGGCGACACGUUUGUUAAUGGAUGGGAUUUCGACAUCGAGUUCUACAACAAUCCCAGCUACUCUAUCACUGGGGUGGUCAACUACGUUGACUGGGUGCCCAACGUAGCGAACAUUUCCUCGACAGAUGCCAAAGUCUUUACUGUAUCGGCGUCUCUUCGAUAUAAUGCCUUCGAAGAGGUCAUGAAGUGGUCUGCUGGGCUUUUGGACACUAAUGUCGAGAACGGUUGGACUUUCGCUCAAGAGGUGAAGCAAGUCCUAACUAACCUUGUACGCAGCUAA
Messenger RNA from Penicillium lagena, 747 nucleotides. Its product is annotated as chitinase 2. Gene Ontology annotation, cellular component: extracellular region. The coding region runs from base 1 to 747 and encodes 248 amino acids. Lineage: Eukaryota; Fungi; Ascomycota; Eurotiomycetes; Eurotiales; Aspergillaceae. Gene Ontology annotation, molecular function: chitinase activity. The transcript has 3 exons. Gene Ontology annotation, biological process: carbohydrate metabolic process. The record is from RefSeq and is a predicted model, not a curated record.